GCCCACGUCCCGGAAGCUUCUUCGCGGGGCUGACAUCCUCUGCCUUUGCUCGGCGGAGACCCCGGGCGCAGCCAUGGCGGCGCGGCGGCCGGUGCGCGUGCUGGUGGACAUGGACGGCGUGCUGGCCGACUUCGAGUCCGGCCUCCUGCAGGGCUUUCGCCGCCGCUUCCCCGGGGACCCGCACGUGCCGCUGGAGCAGCGCCGCGGAUUCCUCGCCAGCGAGCAGUACCGAGCCCUGCGGCCGGACCUGGCGGAGAAACUGGCCAGUGUGUAUGAAGCUCCAGGCUUUUUUCUAAACUUGGAGCCCGUCCCUGGGGCCGUGGACGCUUUGCGAGAGAUGAACGACCUGCAAGACACCGAGGUCUUCAUCUGCACCAGCCCACUGCGGAAGUACGACCACUGUGUGGGCGAGAAGUACCGCUGGGUGGAGCAGAACCUGGGGCCUCAGUUUGUGGAGCGGAUUAUCCUGACUAGGGACAAGACAGUGGUCAUGGGAGACCUGCUCAUUGAUGACAAAGACACCAUUCAAGGCCUGGAGGAGACCCCAAGCUGGGAGCACAUCCUGUUCACCUGCUGCCACAACCAGCACCUGGCCCUGCCCCCCACCAGGAGACGCCUGCUUUCCUGGAGCGACAACUGGAAGGGGAUCAUAGACAGCAAGCGAGCCGGCCUGUGAGCGAGCCGGCCUGUGAGCCAGCGGGGGUGGGGUCAACAAGAACCGACAGGGACAGGUGACUUUCUCCAAGCAGUAACCUCCACUGGAACAAAUCUGCCUUCCCAAGAUGGUCACACACAGGAGCAGGGCUGGCACAGAAAUACAAUGGGAAACUCAGUUAGGAGGCUUUUAAUAAAAAUAAAGACUAAAA
Messenger RNA from Mesocricetus auratus (golden hamster), 866 nucleotides. It is a transcript of the gene Nt5c, whose product is annotated as 5', 3'-nucleotidase, cytosolic. Lineage: Eukaryota; Metazoa; Chordata; Mammalia; Rodentia; Cricetidae. The transcript is spliced from 5 exons. Bases 74 to 676 code for a protein of 200 amino acids. Gene Ontology annotation, biological process: pyrimidine deoxyribonucleotide catabolic process. Gene Ontology annotation, molecular function: 5'-nucleotidase activity. The record is from RefSeq and is a predicted model, not a curated record.